CCGUCAAGGCGAAGGGCCAAUCGCGCGGCGGCAUGCAAAACCGGGUCCAGCGUGUGUUUGUUUUCAUGUCCCAAUGCGGCGGCUUUCGGACGAGACAGCGUUCGGCAGCGGAGGCUUUUCUACCGGGAAUGCGGAAGCCUUUGAGCCGAUCUCUUUGAUGGAUAAAGCUGCUCAGAUGCUGAUAGUACCAUAUUUUUCCUAGCACACCAUGAAAAAGAGCAAAAUGAAAGAACGUCCCAAAAAGAAGUCAGUUGACCUGUAUGGUGAAGGGCCUCAAUGGAUGUCUAAUUUACCAGAAUCUCUCUGGGGCAUUCCUCUCUCGAAUCUGUCAAUUCCAGGGAGUCAUGAUUCUAUGACGUAUUGCUUGGAUAAGGAGUCGAAAGUAAGUGUUAAUGAAUCCAAAUUGUUGCAGUUUUUGGACAAACAUAUGCAUCCCAUAGUGCAUCCUAUUAUUUUGAGAUGGUCUAUAACACAGGCAUUGACUGUGUUAGAGCAACUGAAUGCUGGAAUUCGGUAUUUCGACUUUAGGAUUGCUCACAAACCAGACGAUCCCUCCAUGGAUUUGUAUUUUGUCCACAUGUUAUAUACAACGGUUGUUGUAGAGGCUGUCCUGUGGGAUAUAUUACGAUGGCUGAGAAAUCACCCUUGGGAGGUUGUCAUUCUUGCUUUCAGGAAUUUUGAUGGAUUGGAAGAAGACCAUCACUGUCAUCUGGUGGCCUCAAUAAAGAAAAUAUUUGCUGGCCGACUGUGUCCUAGAAAUGUUGUACCAACCCUACAGAACUUGUGGUCUCAUGACUACCAAGUUAUUGUGUCCUAUGAAGAUGUUAACCAAGUGACACAGCAUUGUGAGUUGUGGCCUGCAGUUCCAUACUGGUGGGGAGAUAAAACUAGUGCAGAAAAGCUCAUCCAGUAUUUGGAGCGAAGAAAACAGAAUGGACGCCCAGUGGGAUUAUUUGUUGCAGGAAUCAAUCUUACUGGAGAUCUAGGAUAUAUUCUGACUCACCUUCGUGGAUCUGUUAAGGAAAUGACUCUUAGUGCUCUUCCAUUCUUAAAUAAGUGGAUAAAAAAACAACAUCCAGGAUCGAAGAAAGACUGCAUUAACAUAAUUGCCGGAGAUUUCAUAGAAAAAAAUGACUUUGUGAAGAAUGUGAUAGAUCUAAAUAGAAAACUUUUAAAAUAGCACAGCCAUUCUUGUUCUGUGUUGAAAAGAACAUGUGACGAUGUCCUAAUUCUCUCAAAAGAGAGACAUGGGAUAUAAAUAAUCCACCUACCUCAUGAUAAUUUUGUGAAUACCUCACUGAUAAAGGAUAUGUUUAAAAACUUAUUUCAAGGAUAAACAGUGGAAGACUCUAAGUAGUUCUUUGGAGACCUCGGUGAAAAAAACAUUCCUGGAAUGCCUUUAAUACAGUAAUAGCAACAUUUGGAAUCACCAGUUGUGCUGCUCAAAAGGACUUUAUCCAUAUACUGUAACAUUUCUGUAGCUCAGAGCCUUGUAAUAGACCAGAUUGAUACAUACUAACGUGUGUGAUUGUCUCCUUUUGUGUAUAUGCAAAAUAUUGUUCGGUAUUGAUCAUAUCUUUAGAAGUACAGGAAAACAUACUCGUUCUUCUCCCUAUAAACACAAAGGCGGGCAUGAUCAAAACUGGAAAACCUUGCCAUCUGUUUGGGAGUGUAUACACAGAUCUUAUCCACCAAGUGAGAAUCCUGGAAAAGCCUUUUUUAAAAAAAGGACUACAGUUCCUAUAUAAUCACUGGGUAGGAGAAGCCACAGAUAAGAGCAGUUUCAUUCUUAAUGUAGAAAAAGUUAGUUCGUAACUGCAGAUGGGGCUCAAUGGUUUAAACAGUCACCAUUUUUUCUUUAUUACACCUACUAGUGCCAGGCGUUUGGCCCAGAUGAAAACAGGUACCUCAGAACCGUAAAUGCAUACAAUUUUGGAGCUAAUAAGCAACUAUAAUUCAAGCAUUUGCCAUGUUUAGGCAACAUAACACCAAAGAUUCCUAAGGCCAAAUAUGGAAUUGUUGAUUCAACAGCGAAAAGAGGGAAGACCAGAAGAUGGCUCGAUAUUAAAUACAUACCCAGGAGAAGUUACAAGUAAACUAACUUCUUUCUUAAUAUGUAAAUGACACAAAAUUAUUCAAGAUGUGUAAAACCAAAGCAAUGGUAAAAUCCUGCAAAAGGACUUAUUCAAACUGGAUGAAAUAGCAAUCUCAGAAGAAAAUAUUUACCAGCAUAGCAAAUAAAGUUCAGUGUAAAUAAGUAUAAUAUGAUGUAGACAUAAUAUAUAAAUUCAAUUUAGAGAUUGAAGUGGUUGUAAUGAACUGGGGAUCGUUUGGUAGCUUUAAAGCAGGAAUGGGCAUCUGUGGUCCUCCAGGUGUUUUUUGUUUGCUCGUUUGUUUUGUGGGAGUUCUACAACUCUCAUCACCCAUAGCCAACAUAGUCCAUGAGGUGUGGUGUUGUGGGAACUGUAGUUCAACAUCUGGAGAGCCACUGUUGCCCAUCCUGACUCUAAGGAAAAUGAAACAAAUUAUUGGAAAGUAGACUUAAUAAUUGCUAUGAACUUAGAUAGCUAAAAGGAACAUGCAUAGUCAGAUAAUCUCCAGCUAUCAGUUGUUGGGAGGCCAAAAACUGGAGGUGGGACAUCCUCCUCCUGUCUUGUUUAUGAGUUGCUGUUGGAAACAAAUGGUAGAAGGGGUGAACAUGUCUCCCAAAUUGAGUUGGUGAAUUUUCAGACUUGUAAGUUGGCAGUUGAUCCAUAGGAGGUUUGUUCCAUUUCCAUAUUCUGAACUAUCAGAUUAAAUAAAUGUGAUUAUAAUCCUUUGUAGCUUUAGGGAAGAAGUGAAAGACAUUCCAUGGAAGUGUGUGUGAGGAAAAGCAUCAUAGUCCUUAAUGUACUUGACUUAAACUCACUGCUCUAUAUGAGAACAAUGGGUCUGAAAUAAUUUCCAAACCAAUUUUUUACAUGUUUUGAUUGUAUUUAAUAUAUGAUUAAACAAUUAAGUACUGUAUUACUGCUAA
Messenger RNA from Pogona vitticeps (central bearded dragon), 3016 nucleotides. RefSeq names its product phosphatidylinositol specific phospholipase C X domain containing 1 (gene PLCXD1). Gene Ontology annotation, molecular function: phosphoric diester hydrolase activity. Lineage: Eukaryota; Metazoa; Chordata; Lepidosauria; Squamata; Agamidae. The record is from RefSeq and is a predicted model, not a curated record. Gene Ontology annotation, biological process: lipid metabolic process.